Glycine soja is the source of this 1851-nucleotide messenger RNA. Its product is annotated as bifunctional 3-dehydroquinate dehydratase/shikimate dehydrogenase, chloroplastic-like. The coding region runs from base 64 to 1665 and encodes 533 amino acids. Gene Ontology annotation, molecular function: shikimate 3-dehydrogenase (NADP+) activity; 3-dehydroquinate dehydratase activity. The transcript is spliced from 11 exons. NCBI's taxonomy places the organism in Eukaryota, Viridiplantae, Streptophyta, Magnoliopsida, Fabales, Fabaceae. Gene Ontology annotation, biological process: chorismate biosynthetic process; shikimate metabolic process. The record is from RefSeq and is a predicted model, not a curated record.
AUCUCUCUUUUCCUCUGCAGCAUAGUGCGCGCACACACUCGUUCAACCUCGUCUCCUCGCAAAAUGUCCAUCAGCAGCGCGCCGUUCCAGUGGGAAGCUGGAAUUGGAAGUGGAGUGAGAAGAAACUCAACAUUAAUAUGUGCUUCGACAAGCGCGGAAUCAGUGGAAGAAAUGGUGUUUGAGAUGGUGAAGGCAAAAGAAUUGGGUGCUGAUCUAGUAGAGGCUCGGUUGGACUUCUUGAAUGACUUCCAUCCUACUCAACAUCUUCCUUCUCUAAUCAAUAACCGUCCUUUGCCCAUUUUAAUCACUUACAGACCGAUAUGGGAAGGAGGAGACUAUGAUGGUGAUGAAAGCCAGCGACAAGAUGCUCUACGUCUAGCCAUUGAAUUGGGAUCAGAGUUUGUUGAUGUUGAGCUAAAGGUGGCUGAUGAGUUUUACAAAUCCAUUGGAGGGAAGAAGGCUGAGAGUGUGAAGAUCAUUGUGUCUUCACACAACUUGGAAAGUACUCCAUCCGUGGAGGAAAUAGGCAACCUUGCUGCAAGAAUUCAGGCUACCGGGGCAGAUGUGGUCAAGAUUGCUACAACCGCCUUAGACAUCACAGAUUGUGCACGUCUUUUCCAAGUCCUAGUGCACUCUCAGGUCCCAAUGAUUGGAAUUGCAAUGGGUGAGAAGGGAUUUAUAUCACGGAUACUCUGCGCAAAAUUUGGAGGAUUUCUCACGUUUGGUUCAAUUGAGGCUGGAGCUAUAUCAGCUCCAGGACAAACAACUAUCAAAGAAUUGUUGGAUUUGUACAAUUUUAGGCAGAUUGGGGUUGGCACCAAAGUGCAUGGUGUUAUAGGAAAUCCUAUUGGUCAUAGCAAAAGUCCUCAUCUUUAUAAUCCAGCUUUCAAGUCAGUGGGAUUUGAUGGAAUUUACUUGCCUUUGUUGAUCGAUAAUGUCUCAGAUUUUCUCAACACUUACUCGUCUCCUGAUUUCGUUGGAUACAGCUACACGAUUCCUCACAAGCAGAAUGGACUUAGAUGUUGCGAUGAGGUCGAUCCUAUUGCCAAGGCAAUAGGAGCUAUUAGUUGCAUGAUUAAGAGACCAAAUGAUGGAAGGCUAAUAGGCUAUAAUUUUGAUUAUCUUGGUGCCAUUGCAGCUAUUGAGGAACGACUACAUCUACAAGAUUCAAACGGAAGAUCCAUAUCUGGUUGUUCACCUUUGUAUGGCAAACUGUUUGUGGUUAUGGGAGCUGGAGGGGCUGGAAAGGCACUAGCUUAUGGUGGAAAAGAAAAGGGUGCAAGAGUAGUUGUUGCCAAUCGUACAUAUGCCAAAGCCAAAGAACUUGCCACUAAAGUGGGAGGAGAGGCCAUUACUCUAUCUGAAUUAGAGAGCUUCCACCCGGAACAAGGGAUGAUUCUUGCAAAUACUACAUCUGUUGGAAUGAAACCAAAAAUUGACCUGACACCCAUACCAAAGGAAGCCCUGAAACACUACUCCUUGGUAUUUGAUGCCAUCUACACACCCAAAUUGACAAGACUCCUUCGAGAAGCACAAGAAACUGGAGCUGCCAUCGUCUAUGGUACAGAAAUGUUCAUCAACCAAGCAUUCAUGCAGUUUGAAAUGUUCACAAAGUUGCCAGCACCAAAGCAACACAUGAGGGAUGUGCUGGCAAGAAAUACGUGAGAAUAAGAUACUUCAACUUAUUUGAGGUAUCAACCAAGUUGACUUUUGUGAGUGUUCACGAUUUUAUUCGAUGUCUCCGUAGAUUAAAGAAGAAAAGGAUUUAUAAUCUGUAAUCAACCUUAAUUCCCAUCGAAUGUGGGACUCUUGGUUAGAGUAAUUUAAGCAAUCUGCUUGGUUCCCCUCAAA